AUGAGCUCGGAGUCGUCGACAUCCCUCAAAUGCACCAACGACAUCCCCAGCAUGCACAGACCGCACCUUUCUGACAUACAAAUCAUACGAGAACGCGAACGCGCCGUGCUCAGUCAGGCGAUUCCCGCCGUUCAAUAUCUUGGGAUGCGACCGCAAGAGAAUGGUGGAAUUCUUGGACGCAAGCACGGUCUCCGUGGCGCGGUGGUGCUGGCGAUGCUGUCUAAGAACUGGGACUUCCACCUGGGUUCAAAGGAGGAAGACAUUGCAGGUGCCGUGGGACGAGGACUGCGGAAGAAUCGGCGAAAUCUUUCAUUCCUGCUGCUAUUCAUUGUGACGGUUGCGUAG
Messenger RNA from Serendipita indica DSM 11827, 345 nucleotides. The record is from the annotation of a GenBank genome assembly. Lineage: Eukaryota; Fungi; Basidiomycota; Agaricomycetes; Sebacinales; Serendipitaceae.